Messenger RNA from Cynocephalus volans (Philippine flying lemur), 2274 nucleotides. RefSeq names its product tubulin delta 1 (gene TUBD1). Gene Ontology annotation, molecular function: GTP binding; structural constituent of cytoskeleton. Gene Ontology annotation, cellular component: cytoplasm; microtubule. Bases 248 to 1609 code for a protein of 453 amino acids. NCBI's taxonomy places the organism in Eukaryota, Metazoa, Chordata, Mammalia, Dermoptera, Cynocephalidae. The transcript has 9 exons. Gene Ontology annotation, biological process: mitotic cell cycle; microtubule cytoskeleton organization. The record is from RefSeq and is a predicted model, not a curated record.
CAUAUCUGAAGUUGAUAAAUUAAAAUUGAACGUGCGUGAUUAACCUUUCUGAAUAGGAAAAAAAUACACAACACUCUUCACUUGCGGAACAUGAGCGUUUAUCCUCGGUAGCUUUUCAGUGUUGAAAUUGAGCAUGCGCGUAGCGAGAGGGUUGGUCCUCUGAAAUUUGAACAGAACAGAAACUGCUGGUUCGGGGACUGUCAGUUGCUCACUUUUUUGAGGGAAUAGGCCUAGUUUGUGGCUCAUCAUGUCAAUAGUAACAGUGCAACUUGGUCAGUGUGGCAAUCAGAUUGGUUUUGAAGUGUUUGAUGCCUUAUUUAGCGACUUACACUGUUCCCAGGUACUCUGCUCUAGGAAAGAUACUGAGGCAUAUCAAGCAUCUUGCAAAGAAAGAUUCUUCAGUGAGGAAGAAAAUGGAGUUCCAGUUGCCCGGGCUGUACUUGUUGACAUGGAACCUAAAGUUAUCAAUCAAACACUGUCAAAGGCUGCUCAGUCUGGCCGAUGGAAAUAUGGUCAGCAUGCAUGCUUCUGUCAAAAACAAGGUUCUGGAAACAACUGGGCAUAUGGUUACUCUGUUCAUGGACCCAGGCAUGAAGAAUCUAUAAUGAACAUAAUCCAGAAGGAAGCAGAGAAAUGUGACUCUUUGAGUGGUUUUUUCAUCAUAAUGAGUAUGGCUGGGGGCACAGGAUCAGGGCUAGGAGCCUUCGUUACACAGAAUUUGCAAGAUCAGUACUCAAACUCUUUGAAAAUGAAUCAGAUUAUAUGGCCUUAUGGAACUGGUGAGGUUAUCGUUCAGAACUACAACUCCAUUUUGACUCUUUCUCACUUGUACCGAUCUUCAGAUGCUCUGCUUAUUCAUGAGAAUGAUGCUGUUCAUAAGAUCUGUGCAAAAUUGAUGAAUAUCAAGCAGAUAUCCUUCAAAGAUAUAAAUCAAGUCCUCGCACAUCAGCUGGGAAGUGUGUUCCAGCCUACUUAUUCUGCAGAAGGCUCAUUUCACUACAGAAGAAACCCACUAGGAGACUUAAUGGAGAAUCUCGUUCCCCAUCCUGAAUUCAAGAUGCUGGGUGUUUGUAACAUUCCUCAGAUGUCUGCGAAUUCCCUGGCAUACAGCACGUUUACUUGGGCUGGUCUCCUCAAGCAUUUGAGACAGAUGCUAAUUUCAAAUGCGAAAAUGGAAGAAGGUAUUGAUUGGCAAGUUCGGCCUCCUUUGUCAGGACUUCCUCCUCCUGGUAAAACGUCUUUCAACAAGGAGCUUCAUUUUAACACUUCCAUUGCUAACUUGCUCAUCCUUCGUGGGAAAGAUGUGCAUAGUGCAGAUGUGGAGGGAUUUAAAGAUCCAGCUCUCUAUACUUCCUGGUUAGAGCCUGUUAAUGCUUUCAAAGUGUGGAAAACCCAGCGAGCCUUUAACAAAUAUGAGAAGUCUGCAGCGUUGGUCAGCAAUAGCCAGUUCUUAGUAAAACCACUUGAUGUGAUUGUGGGCAAAGCAUGGAAUAUGUUUGCUUCCAAAGCCUACAUUCAUCAGUACUCAAAAUUUGGAAUUCAAGAAGAGGACUUUUUGGACAGUUUUACAUUGUUAGAGCAGGUUGUUGCCAGUUACUGUAACCUCUGAUCUUGAACAAAGGGGAAAAGCAUCUUAAGGCAUUUUUGGACUAAAAUAUUUGCUUUUUAAAAAAAAAUUAUUUAUUUUUAAUUGUGCAUAUUUGUGGGAUAUGGUGUGUUGUCUUGUGGACUGAAAUAUUUUCAAUAUUGCUUUCUCUGUAAGGUUUUCAAAGUCCUUUCUGUUCAAAUAACAGAGUAGAAUGCUGAUUCCGCUCUGCAUACUGUACACACAGAAAAGGAAGAAAACUUUCGGAAUGGAGAAUAGCAUGUUUCAAUGAAAAUAUCUACUUGGUAUUUCAUUUGUAAGAAAAAAAUUGGUGCUUCUAUAAAGAAUUUUGGAAAUACUUUGCUGAGAUGUUGGAACUCUGGAACUAUCCAAGAAAAGGAAAUAUUCUGUUUGUCUCCAUGUUCCUAAAUCUUUCCUCUUUACUCCAAAAAGAAGUCACUAAAUAUGAACUAAACUUUCAAAGCACAAUUUUAAGCUAAGCAAUUGAAAUUCUGUACUUAAAUAUAUUCAUCUUUGAAAUGAAUGCUUUGAACCACAAGAGGGAGAUGUUGUCAAAUGCUACAGUGUGAACAUCUGGAACGUUUUGGAUAUUCUGUAACAGGGUAAGAUUUUCCACCGUAAGCAGCUAUUUAACAAUAAAUGUCAGGAUUUUGGUAGUAACUGCUUAU